CCAGUUGCCGCGCGAUUAUCCUUGUGCGUUCCUUUCGUGUUCGUUUCACUCUCUUGUUUGUUGUAGUUUAUAAACUUUUCCCUUCAUCACUAUUUAUUCGCGUAAUGACCUACCUUCUCUAAAAUCUUUCAUUCUAAUGACUCCGCUUUGAAAAUAUCAAUUCUCUUAUCCUUUUUGUCACGAAGGACAAACACAUAAGUUACCCGGGAACGCAUGACGCUUUAUUUUAGUUGAGAAUAGAAAGAUCACAUCUCUCAGCGUUCGGACCGUAUGAGUGCAGUGGUAUUAGAAAUGGAGCCAGCCGCCACACCGCCAAGUUCCACAUGUGAGUUUUCAAGUCGCCUUUUGACCAAACGCCGUUGCCCUUUUGGUGAGAGCCCCCAACAAAAUGUCAAAAUAGCAGCAACAGCAAGGGAGGAGAACCAAGGACCAGCCAGGGGUCUUAAAAGCUUCUUUGGUAAUAGUGGAUUCUCAUCAGGAUUUUCAGCUUUCCAUAUCAUGAUGAACAGCCAGAAAGCCAACUCAAGCAUUUCCACAGCCUCUUAUGCAACCAACAGCACUAGCAAGUGUUGGGUAUGUCAGCAUGCUAAGGAGACGCUGCCCUGUGCAUUCUGUGAACAUGGAGCAUGUGAAAUGUGUGUGCGUCAGUGCAGCAAGUGUUUUGGAGUCUUCUGUUCGUUUUGCUCUACUAUUAUUUAUGAUCACUGUGAGGAUAGCGCUUUGUGUCUAACAUGCCACGCAGAGGAGUUCAGAAAGAUUAAAAACAGCGAUACAAUCACUCAAACGCAGUGGAGGAAAACAGGUGAACAAUUCCCACAAAUAAUAACAUAGAAGACAAGUUCAGGCAGCAGUUAUGAAGGACAUUUACCAUUGUUAUUUUAUAUUGGUGCGUUUUUUGUAUAUAGAUUUCCCUCUUGGAACCUUUUGCAGCAUAAAAGAGGAAGUCUUGUGUAGUAGCAUGUUGUAAGAGUUUUUUUUUAAACUUGGUCUGCAUUUUGGUUCUAGCUGAAUUUUGAAAUGGCCUGCUCAUUAUUUUAUGUACUCUAAAAGUCAAUAAAAAUGUGUUUAAAAA
This is a messenger RNA of Nematostella vectensis (starlet sea anemone), 1072 nucleotides long. RefSeq lists its product as uncharacterized. Gene Ontology annotation, molecular function: CD27 receptor binding. Gene Ontology annotation, biological process: extrinsic apoptotic signaling pathway. Bases 271 to 831 code for a protein of 186 amino acids. The record is from RefSeq and is a predicted model, not a curated record. The transcript is spliced from 2 exons. NCBI's taxonomy places the organism in Eukaryota, Metazoa, Cnidaria, Anthozoa, Actiniaria, Edwardsiidae.